Messenger RNA from Diaporthe amygdali, 1317 nucleotides. Its product is annotated as legume-like lectin family protein. NCBI's taxonomy places the organism in Eukaryota, Fungi, Ascomycota, Sordariomycetes, Diaporthales, Diaporthaceae. Gene Ontology annotation, biological process: Golgi organization; endoplasmic reticulum to Golgi vesicle-mediated transport; endoplasmic reticulum organization. Gene Ontology annotation, cellular component: endoplasmic reticulum membrane; COPII-coated ER to Golgi transport vesicle; endoplasmic reticulum-Golgi intermediate compartment. Bases 1 to 1317 code for a protein of 438 amino acids. The record is from RefSeq and is a predicted model, not a curated record. The transcript has 2 exons. Gene Ontology annotation, molecular function: D-mannose binding.
AUGCGGUCAGCGCUGGCCUUCCUCGCCGGCCUUUCCCCGGUGGCUGCGCAGUACCUGGUCAAUGAGCUUAGCUUUGGCUACAACAACAGGCAAGCCGAAUUGAUAAGUCCUAACAAUGACGGGUCCAUACCGGGCUUCGCCCUCCACGGCAACCCUACCUGGCCAGAGAUCCUCUCCAACAAGAUAAUCCUCACUCCCCCUGCACCUGGUAACUACCGAUCCUCCGUAUGGGCCGAUAGACCACUCCAACACACACAAUGGGUCGCCGACGUCGACUUUCGCGCCAAUGGGCCAGAGCGCGCGGGCGGCAAUCUCAACAUCUGGCUGGUGCGAGACGGCCAACAGGACGUCGGCCUCAGCUCCAUCUACACUGUUGGCAAGUUUGAGGGUCUCGCUCUGGUGAUCGACACAUACGGCGGCAGCUCAGGCAUGGUGCGAGGGUUCCUCAAUGACGGCAGCAAAGACUUCCAGAAGAUCUCGGUAGACGGGCAAUCCUUCGGUCACUGCAACCACGCCUACCGCAACUUAGGCCGGCCCUCGCAGAUCAAGUUCCGCCAGACAGCCAACAACUUCAAGGUGGAGAUCGACGGUGUGCUUUGCUUCGAGAGCGACAAGAUCAGCAUACCCGCCGGGUACAAGCUUGGAAUCACAGCCGCCAGCGCGGACAAUCCCGACUCGUUCGAGAUCUUCAAGAUGGUCCUCAUGACCGACAAUCUCGACCCGGGCCAGGACAAGCAGCAGGCCGCAGUCCAGCAGGACGGCAUGUUUGGUAACCAGGGGCAGCAGCAGCAGCAGCCGAUGGGAGGAAACCCACCCUCUGGCCGUUGGGACUCGGGCUUCGAGGAUGACAUCCCCGACGCGACCGCCGACUCCAUCACCAGCUCAAAGGCUCAGUUCGCCGACCUGCACACCCGGAUCCAGAGCGUGAACCACCACCUCUCCACCAUCUUCCGCGCGGUCGCGAAGCAGGACUCGGUCGGCGAGAUCCGCCACGGCGAGGUUUCUGGGCAGAUCGCAGAGCUCAAGGGCUUGUUGUCCAAAUUGGACCGGCUUGGCGACCUGGAGAACAAGAUCUCGAGCCUUGAGUCCGAGGUCCGGAGGCUGAAGGGAGAUGUGACAUCCAAGGUGAGCUCCUCGGAGCACGCGAUCAAGGGGCUGGUCAGCGACAGCCACCAGACGAUCAGGGAUACUGUCAAGGAACACGCAUCACCAGGUCAUGGGCGUCUGAUCGCUGUGAUCAUCGGCAGCCAGGUCGUGUUGGUCGCUGGGUACGUGUAUUACAAGAAGAAGAAGUCAACGCCGAAGAAGUAUUUGUAG